CGAAAACUAAAAUCCACCACUCGCCCCUCUCCCUCCUCUGCUCUUCCCCUUCCUUUGGUUGCUGAUUGGUAAUGGCUUCAACAAUUCUACCUGGAUUCAAGUUCAAGUACCCAAGUCUGCAACAACACCAACUUCAACUCUCAAUCCGAACAAGAGGACGAAGAAAGCACCCAACGCUUUCCAUCCUCACCUUCUCUCAUUAUCCUCAGCUUCGUCUCCUCCUUAAUCCCAAGCUCCGCUCUUCGCAUCUCCUACUCACCCGUGCCAGUAGCGAAGGAUUUGGGUCCGUUGACGCCUCCCCACAAGUGUCUCCAUCUUCUGAAACUGAGGCAGUUAAAACAAGUUCUCCUAGUUCUGGAGAUGGGUAUCUGUCUUUGUUUGUUCGGAUGCUUGGGCUAGACAAUGAUCCUCUUGACAGAGAGCAGGCAAUAAUUGCUCUAUGGAAAUAUGCUCAAGGGGGAAAAGAUUGUAUUGAUAAAAUCAUGCAAUUCCGUGGUUGCAUCAAUCUUACAAUUAACCUUCUCAAAUCAGAUUCCAGUUCUGCAUGUGAAGCAGCUGCAGGCCUUUUACGGAUUGUUUCUUCAGUUAAUACAUACAGAGACUCAGUAGCUGAAAGCGGAGCAAUUGAAGAAAUAACUGGUCUUCUGAGUCGAUCUUCUCUGACAGCAGAGGUGAAGGAACAAAGUAUAUGCACUUUGUGGAAUUUAUCUGUUGAUGAGCAGCUUAGAGUGAAAAUUGCAAACAGUGAUCUUUUGCCAACUGUCAUUAAGUUCCUGGAUGAUGAAGAAAUGAAAGUGAAGGAGGCAGCAGGAGGGGUAUUGGCAAAUUUGUCUUUGACAUGCUCUACUCACAGCAUCAUGGUUGAAGCAGGAGUUAUUCCAAAGCUGGCAAAUCUCUUAAGAACUGAUAUGGAAGGUUCCAAAGUCAUUAAAAAAGAAGCAAAGAAUGUAUUAUUGGAAUUUGCAAAGGAUGAAUACUACAGAAUUCUUAUCGUGGAGGAAGGUCUGGUUCUAGUACCCAUGAUUGGUGCAGCUGCCUAUAAGUCCUUUAGGCCAGUUUCACAUUCAUGGCCUUCUUUACCUGAUGGCACAGAGAUUGAAUAUAGUCCUUCAGGUCCUUCUAGAUAUGGUGCCUCUGAGCUUCUCCUAGGAUUAAAUAUCCAUGACAAAAACAUUGACUUAGAGGAAGCAAAGAUGAAUGCAAUAGUUGGAAGAACACAGCAGCAAUUUCUUGCACGUAUCGGGGCCAUAGAGCUGGAGGACGGUAGGAAACCUCAGCCAGAGUCUUUGAUGAAUCAGAGAUAUACACUUUUGCCAUGGAUGGAUGGUGUUGCUCGCUUAGUUUUGAUUCUUGAACUUGAAGAUGUGUCUGCCAUUUCAAGAGCAGCACAGUCAAUUGCUGAUGCAUCUAUCGAUGAGCUCAUGCGUAUCUCAUUCAAGGAAGCUGGAGCUAUUAAGCAUCUUGUUCGGCUAAUUGAUCAUAACAGUGAGUCUGUUAGAUUGGCUGCAACUCAUGCCUUGGAGCGGCUUUCUAUCAGCAAUGAUCUUUGCCGUGUUAUUGAAGCAGAAGGUGUUGUACAUCCUUUGGUGAAUAAUCUGAAAUGCACAGAUACAUCAGAAAGCCUGAUGGAAAAGACUCUGAAUAUUCUUUCUCGGAUUUUAGACCCCGGUAAAGAAAUGAAAUCGAAGUUCUUCAAUGGACCAGUGAAUGGGUUUGAUAAGUCAUCAAAUACAUCAAGUAUCAAUUCUACUGCAGGAUUAGUUGGAAAGCAAGAUGACACGCCUUUAACUGCUAGGGGAAACAUAUUGGACUCUAGCAUCAUUAUUCGCCUCACUCAGAUUCUGAAGACUUCGUCACCAAAUUUACAAAGAAAAGCUGCUUCCAUCCUUGAGUAUGUAGCAAUUACUGAACCGUGCGUGGAUCCCAUGAUUGCAGCAGACAUUGUAUCUGGGUUAAAUGCUGUUUUUCAACAUGCACUUUUGGAUGGCAUGGAAGAUGAUAUAGACAGUCAGUCGCCAGAGCUAGGUGCCGUAGAAGCUGAAGAAGCUGGUCUUGCAAUAUCUGCAGCAUCCAGGUUGCUAACUAAGCUGCUGGAUCUUGAACCGUUUCUUCCUGCCAUCAAUUCAAUGCAUAUCACAAGAUUGUUGCGCAAAGUACUGAAGUCAAAUAUCCCUCUUCACAAUAAAGACUGGGUUGCUGCGUGCCUUGUUAAACUCGAGUCUUUAUCUGGUACCCAUGUAGAUCCUGAGAACCCAAUCAACAUGGAUGUAACUCUUUAUCAGACAAUUCCAAGACUAAUUGAACAGAUGGGGACCUCAUUCUCUCCAGAAGCACAAGAAGCUGCUGUUGUUGAACUUAAUGGAAUAAUAUCUGAAGGAGUGGUAGAUUGCACUAGGAUGGUUGCUGCCAAGGGAGGGAUUUUCCCUCUAGUGAAGGUCAUUGAACAAGGAAGUGGGAGGGCUGUUGAAGCCAGCUUAGCAAUACUGUACAACCUCAGCAUGGACAGUGAGAAUCAUUCGGCCAUCAUAGCUGCCGGAGCUGUUCCAGCCUUGAGACGGAUUGUGCUCUCACAAGGGCCACAGUGGAUGCAAGCCCUUCAUUUGCUGAGAACUUUGCCGACAUGAAGAGAUGCGUAUUGAAUACAGAGACAACGGUUUUGGCUGUUGGCAAGUACCAUAGCUUGGAGAAGUACCACCACAUUGGUUUUGGUUCCAUUAUGGAUUUGAA
Molecule: messenger RNA, 2727 nt
Organism: Telopea speciosissima
Lineage: Eukaryota; Viridiplantae; Streptophyta; Magnoliopsida; Proteales; Proteaceae
Exons: 9
Coding region: 72-2624 (850 amino acids)
Molecular function (GO): protein binding
Source: RefSeq, a predicted model, not a curated record